UUGUCUGCAACUUGCUGCUCAUAAUCAUCUCUAUCCAUUGACGAACGUCUCCGAUUCCCCCUCACAUUUUGGAAGUUUUCGUCGGAAUUCGAUUUUGCUGCGGAGUAUUGUGUAGAGGCAUUGUAGAGAAUCGUUUUUUUAUUAUGGUUCAGUUGAAGGCGAAGCUCUCCGAGCGAAUGCGUGUGAAGCAGAUGCCGGCGGUCGCCGGAGCCGGCGAAAUGCCGGAGCCUGACGUCCACGUCGUCGCCUCCGGAGGUUUCCAGAUCCCCGCGCACUCGAAGAUUUUGGCUUCGGCGUCGCCGGUGCUGGAAAACAUAAUUGAGAGGCCGCAGAAGCACCGGAGCACCGACCGGGAAAUUCGGAUUCCAGGAGUACCGUACGACGCCGUCGCCGUCUUCAUCCAAUAUCUCUAUUUCUCCAAGUGCACUGAGGAUCAAAUGGACAAAUAUGGCGUUCAUUUGUUGGCACUCUCCCAUGUCUACAUAGUCACGCAGCUAAAACAGAGAUGCACAAAGGAAUUAGCCAAAAAAGUGACUGUGGAAAACGUUGUGGACAUGCUUCAGCUCGCCAGACUCUGCGACGCUCCCGAUCUCUAUCUCAAAUGUAUGAGAUUGCUGUCCAAUCAUUUCAAGGCUGUUGAGGACACUGAGGGCUGGAAAUUCUUGCAGAACCAUGAUCCUUUGCUCGAGCUCGAGAUCUUGCAGUUCAUCGAUGAAGCUGAAUCGAGGAAGAAGAAGUCGAGGAGGCGCCGGGAGGAUCAACAGCUGUACAUCCAACUAAGCGAUGCGAUGGAUUGUCUCGAGCACAUAUGCUCGGAAGGAUGCACGAACGUCGGCCCGACCGACAUGGGCCCAAGCAAGCCCAAAGGCCCGUGCAGCAAGUUCUCCACCUGCCACGGCAUUCAGCUUCUCAUCAAGCACUUCGGCGCGUGCUCAAAGAGGGCCAACGGCGGCGGAUGCUCGCGCUGCAAACGAAUGUGGCAGCUUUUCAGGCUACAUUCGUCGAUCUGUGAACAAUCCGAAGAUUGCCGAGUCCCUCUCUGCAGACAGUUCAAAUUAAAGGGACAUCAAGAACUGCGCGGGGCGGAGGCUGUGAGAUGGAGAAUGCUUGUAAGAAAGGUUAGUUCGGCUAAAGCUAUGUCUAAUUUGUGUGUUCCUAAAAGAAAAAGGGAAGAAGAGCCGAUAAUUAGCGAUGGAAUGAUGAGAAGCUUCGAUGUUUAAAAAUUGUCGUGUAGAAACUUUGUAGAUUUUUUCGACGGCGAGAAGCUUCUAUGUUUGAAACUAGGAAAAAAGGUUUGUAGAAUUUUCGAGGCCCUGAGAAAAUCGAAUAGCUUUAAGUAGUUUAGUUUGCGAAUUUGGAGAUAGUAAAUAAAAAUAUUUGUAUUUUUUUCUUUUUAAUAAAAGUGUUUCAUUUGUUUA
Andrographis paniculata is the source of this 1418-nucleotide messenger RNA. Its product is annotated as BTB/POZ and TAZ domain-containing protein 1-like. The transcript is spliced from 5 exons. Bases 144 to 1220 code for a protein of 358 amino acids. Gene Ontology annotation, molecular function: protein binding. Gene Ontology annotation, cellular component: nucleus. Lineage: Eukaryota; Viridiplantae; Streptophyta; Magnoliopsida; Lamiales; Acanthaceae. The record is from RefSeq and is a predicted model, not a curated record.